AUGUCUGCUCCAGCUAGCAAGGCUGCCUCUCCGCAGGCUGGCCUACCUAUCUCUCGCACGGAUUCGCCAAUGGAUGCGAACGACUCGACUAAGGAGAGAACCAAGUCAGAAGACGUUCCUGAGCCCACAGUUACCACAGCAGCUUCAGAUGCGCCGCAGACCCUGGCACCCCCACAGAAACCAGGUGAUGACGCCAACGGGGAUUAUUUCUCGGGCAUUCAUAACACCACUCACCUAUCUUUUGAACCCAACCCUUUUGAACAGUCUUUCGGGAACACGAGCGGUGACACUCCUGGGAAAUCUCUCCUCCCCCCUGUCGCCUCAUUGACCUCACCUGCGCUACCUGGCACAUCGACAAGUGGAGGUUUCAAUUGGCCAAACUCACUCCGUGCUGGCCCGUUGAGCCCGGCCAUGCUUGCGGGCCCUGCAGGGUCAAAUGACUACUUUGACGGCAUCACUCGGGGAUUCCCUACUCCCAAUGAGUCGUCAUUGCGUACUGGCCUGACUCCUGGCGGCGGAGGCUCUAUGUUCCCAGCCCCUAGCCCAGGUCCUUCUGCGUUGCUCCAACAGCUCUCCAGCGGAGGUGCCACCCCUACGACACUAGAUUUCCAGCGAACAGCCCUUACCGCAGCAGGGAAAAGCGGUGUCCUUCCUCCCACCUCGAACCCCCAGGAUCCAAACUCGAUUAUCCAGCAGGUUGCUGCCUCAAUGGAGAAGCCUUCGUCCCAAGCCUAUCCUUUUGCUCAUGCCGAUGCUACUGACGCUGCCAAUGGCCUCUUCAUGCUAGCUAAGGGUGCCCAGGUUACCAGCAACCCAUUCCCUGGCCCAACAUCUCAACCUAUGCAGAUGUCACUUCGAAAUGGCGGCAGCAGUAGCCCACCAAUGAAUGGCAUCCUGCCCCAAACCAAUGAUCACCAGAACGGCGUAGUUCAGCCUUCUAAUGGAAACACUUCGGAUGGCCCUGAUGCCUUGAGGAUCAAUACUCGGAGCAAGGGCAAGAAAGGUGCAGCUGCCAAGGGGGGUGCGGCAAACGGGCGACGGAAGGCAGAUGAUGCGCCUAAAGGCUCAAAUAAAAAGCAGAAGGCCACAAAUGGCGGCGCUGCCGACAAGGCACAGGCUGCCGACGAUGAAUCAGUUGAUCUUGAUAAUCUCGAUAAUUUUGAUAAUACUGGUGAAGUUGAGCCUGCUGCUGCUGGCCCAUCCACCUCCAAGAAGAACAUGACUGACGAAGAAAAGAAGAAGAACUUCAAAGAGCGCAACAGGGUUGCCGCUCUCAAAUGCCGUCAACGAAAGAAACAAUGGGUAGCUACCCUCAUGAGAAAAGCAGAAGCAUUCUCCAGCGAUAAUGAGGCCUUGUCAGGUCUUCUAGAAAAAGCUCGAGAAGAAAAUGCGAUGCUAAGGUCAUUGCUUGCCGCCCAUAAAGACUGCCCCGUCGGCCAAUCCCAAGGCCUUUCCAUCCUAUUGAAUGGAGUGCAGGUUCAAAUACCGAAUAAUGUACCCAACGGUCUGCCAAACGGUCCCCAGAAUAGUCUACCUAACGGUAUUCAAAACAGCAUCCAGAAUGGUAUGCCAGUGCAGAAUGAGCUCCUGGCGCCACAAAACUGGCAAAUGCGACGAUGA
This is a messenger RNA of Microsporum canis CBS 113480, 1620 nucleotides long. RefSeq names its product AtfA. The record is from RefSeq and is a predicted model, not a curated record. The transcript is spliced from 3 exons. Bases 1 to 1620 code for a protein of 539 amino acids. Gene Ontology annotation, biological process: regulation of transcription by RNA polymerase II. Lineage: Eukaryota; Fungi; Ascomycota; Eurotiomycetes; Onygenales; Arthrodermataceae. Gene Ontology annotation, molecular function: DNA-binding transcription factor activity, RNA polymerase II-specific; RNA polymerase II cis-regulatory region sequence-specific DNA binding.